Molecule: messenger RNA, 1194 nt
Organism: Saccharomyces eubayanus
Lineage: Eukaryota; Fungi; Ascomycota; Saccharomycetes; Saccharomycetales; Saccharomycetaceae
Gene: TPK1
Product: cAMP-dependent protein kinase catalytic subunit TPK1
Exons: 1
Coding region: 1-1194 (397 amino acids)
Biological process (GO): peptidyl-serine phosphorylation
Cellular component (GO): cAMP-dependent protein kinase complex; nucleus
Molecular function (GO): ATP binding; cAMP-dependent protein kinase activity
Source: RefSeq, a predicted model, not a curated record
AUGUCGACUGAAAAACGGAGCGAUGGUGGUCAAGGGGCUCCACAUGAUAGACAAGGUACGGAAGCACACUCGGAUGAAGGAUCUGAGAAGAAGGUGACCGCUGUAGGAAACGAAAAUGAAGAAAAGACACCGGAGAAGGGUGGUGAGGAAAUUCAAGAGAAGCCAAAAAAUCCCCAUAUUACUUAUUACAAUGAAGAGCAGUACAAACAGUUUAUCGGCCAGGCAAGAGUUACGGGAGGUAAGUACAGCUUACAAGAUUUCCAGAUAUUAAGGACAUUAGGGACGGGUUCCUUUGGCAGGGUACAUUUGAUUAGAUCAAGGCACAAUGGGAGAUAUUACGCGAUGAAAGUGCUUAAAAAGGAAAUUGUGGUGAGGUUGAAACAGGUGGAACAUACGAACGAUGAGCGAUUGAUGCUUUCCAUCGUCACACAUCCAUUUAUUAUAAGGAUGUGGGGCACCUUCCAGGACGCUCAACAAAUCUUUAUGAUCAUGGAUUAUAUUGAAGGUGGCGAGUUGUUUUCCUUAUUAAGAAAAUCCCAACGAUUUCCUAACCCGGUCGCCAAGUUCUAUGCUGCCGAAGUUUGUUUAGCUUUGGAGUACUUGCAUAGUAAAGACAUCAUUUAUAGGGAUUUGAAGCCUGAAAAUAUACUGCUCGAUAAAAACGGGCACGUGAAGAUAACAGACUUCGGAUUUGCUAAGUACGUUCCAGAUGUCACGUACACGUUGUGUGGUACUCCGGAUUACAUAGCGCCUGAAGUAGUCAGUACCAAACCAUAUAAUAAGUCCAUCGAUUGGUGGAGUUUUGGCAUUCUAAUUUACGAAAUGCUGGCGGGAUACACUCCAUUUUACGAUUCUAAUACAAUGAAAACUUAUGAGAAGAUUUUAAAUGCCGAGUUAAGAUUCCCGCCAUUUUUCAACGACGAUGUCAAAGAUUUAUUGAGUAGAUUGAUUACUAGAGACUUAAGUCAAAGGUUGGGUAAUUUACAGAAUGGCACAGAAGAUGUCAAAAACCAUCCUUGGUUCAAAGAAGUUGUCUGGGAAAAACUACUGUCUAGGAAUAUAGAAACACCGUAUGAACCCCCCAUUCAGCAGGGGCAAGGUGACACUUCUCAGUUUGACAAGUACCCCGAGGAAGACAUCAACUAUGGCGUUCAAGGAGAAGACCCAUACGCUGAUCUUUUCAACGACUUUUAA